Messenger RNA from Daktulosphaira vitifoliae (grape phylloxera), 949 nucleotides. It is a transcript of the gene mRpL9, whose product is annotated as 39S ribosomal protein L9, mitochondrial. Gene Ontology annotation, cellular component: mitochondrion; ribosome. Gene Ontology annotation, biological process: translation. Gene Ontology annotation, molecular function: structural constituent of ribosome. The transcript has 5 exons. The record is from RefSeq and is a predicted model, not a curated record. The coding region runs from base 87 to 866 and encodes 259 amino acids. NCBI's taxonomy places the organism in Eukaryota, Metazoa, Arthropoda, Insecta, Hemiptera, Phylloxeridae.
UGAUAAACACUUGGGCACAUUUAUACAUUUAUAGAGAAGAGUAUUAAAGAUUAGAAAAUCUUGAAUUAAAGUUUAAUCAUUAAGCCAUGGAUGGCAUUGUCAAAAAUAGUUUUAAAUUGCUUUCAGCGCAAAAAACAAUUUAUCAAUUUAGUCGGUCCUUAGUUAUAUUAGAACGACGCAAUCCAGUUCAAUUACAAAAGAAAAAUUCAAAACAGAAACCAGUACUAAAAGGAAGACAUUUUGUCUAUGAUGUUGUUGAAAAUCUAGAUAUUAAGAAAAAAGAAAAUAUAGAUGUUAUUUUAACAUCAUUUAUUGAAGGUUUGGGACAUAAAGGUGAAAUAGUGUCUGUUAAGCCAUCAUUUGCCUAUGAUCAUCUUCUUUUGCCACAGUUAGCUGUUUAUGCCUCUCCUGAAAACAUUGAAAACAUGAAAAACAAUUUGUAUGUUGCCAGAGAUGAAGAAAAACCAAGUUCCAUUUAUUCUUUAAAAACUAUGAAAUACCUUCAAAAUAUGGUUUUGGGUGUAUGUAUGAAUAAAGAUGAACCAUGGACAAUUGAAAAAUGGCAUAUUAGAGUGGCAUUACGUAAAAUGAACAUUCAUGUUUUAAAUGACGAUUGUAUUGAAAUACCUAAAAAGCCAAUUAGUGGUCCAAAUCUUACGUUAGAAGGGAAAUCUUUUAUUUCAUAUGUUACUAUUAACAAGAAAGAAAGAGCAGCCAUACAAUGUCGUGUACAUCAUUGGAGCACAAAACUUGCAGAUCGACUACCUUAUCAAGAAUUUUUUUAUUUAGAUUCGCCUGAUCCAAUUUUUCCUGAAGAAAAAGAAUUGUUAGAAUCUUUAAGAGCUAAUAAAAAGGCAAAAGCUUAGUUGUAAUGUUUUGUAGAGAUUAUAAUUAUAUAUUUAAAGUGGUUAAAUUUGUAAAAUUAUAAAAUAUUUAACUGCUUACUAAA